Striga asiatica is the source of this 2514-nucleotide messenger RNA. The record is from the annotation of a GenBank genome assembly. Lineage: Eukaryota; Viridiplantae; Streptophyta; Magnoliopsida; Lamiales; Orobanchaceae.
AUGACAAAACAGAGAAGACGAUUCGUGAACCCUAUCCUAAAUCCUAAUCUCAUCUCUCAACUAUUUGGGGCAAAACCUAAUCUGUCAACCCUAGCGGCGACGAAGGCACUGUGGCAGGCGAGAAGCGUGACCUGCGAGACCAGCGGCGAGAAGCGAGAGUACGAGACCUUCGAGACUGCUGACGGGCGGCGGCUAGGAAGCGAGAUUGCGAGCCGGCGAGCGGUGAGCGGUGACUCAGCGGCACAGAGAGUGACUCCGAGCGGCGAGGCAGCUUCCAUUCCGGUAUACUUCUCAUGUCUCACGAAAUCUGAAGACUUACAAAUAUUCGAAAUGGCAUUGACAUUAUUCAGGGGCGUGAGACCAAAUUGUUUCCAAUUGUACCCAUCAGUAUAUGUUGCUAGAAAACAUGGUGUACUGUACUGUAGCACAAGAGUUCCGGAAGCACAAACGGCCACACAAGAACAAAAGAAACACACUCAGCUUAAAUCAUCACCCCCGAAAAAAUCACAGAAAAUUGAAGAAAUAUUGAAAAAUUAUGAGGCGGUCAUAGGUAUUGAGACUCAUGUCCAGCUUUCCACCCACACGAAGGCCUUCUGCAGCUGCCCUUACAAUUAUGGGGCACAGCCAAACAGCAGUAUCUGUCCAAUUUGCAUGGGGCUGCCCGGGGCAUUGCCAGUGCUCAACUCAAAGGUGAUAGAGUAUGCGGUCAAAGUGGGCCUUGCACUCAGCUGCAGACUUUCUCUGGGCUCCAAGUUUGAUAGAAAGCAGUACUUCUAUCCUGACCUCCCAAAAGGUUACCAAAUUUCGCAGUUUGAUGUCCCUAUUGCCAGCAACGGCUAUUUAGACGUUGAUCUUCCAGUUGAGUUUGGUGGCGGGCAUCGAAAGUUUGGCAUCACACGGGUUCAUAUGGAGGAGGAUGCCGGGAAGCUGCUUCAUACUGGGAGACUGAGUGCAAUUGUUAAAAAAGAAAAGGUGUUUGUCAGCAUCUGCUUGAUAAAAAUUCAAUCUCAGUGUUUCCUGAUAUCAACACCGGCAUAUGAUUCUGGCUUCUGCCCAAAUAAAUCACUUCUUCUACGGGAUAAAUUUUCACAAAUACUUCCUCUUGCUCUCACAUUUCUAAUCAUGAAAAACUUCUGCACAAUGAUUCCUCAGUCGUUUAAUUUUCGCACUAGCAACCUGUUUCAGGCUCAAGUUGACUUGAAUAGGGCAGGAGUGCCGUUGCUUGAGAUCGUGUCAGAACCUGACAUGAGGACGGGUAUUGAGGCCGCCGAAUAUGGUGCUGAGCUACAGAGACUAGUUAGGUACCUUGGAGUGAGUAAUGGCAACAUGCAAGAAGGCUCCCUCCGUUGUGAUGUCAACAUCUCUGUUCGUCCGAUAGGGCAACUCGAGUUUGGUACCAAGGUGAAAUAUUGCUUUGAUCCACUGUUCUUUUACUGCUCAUCUGUCGAGAUAAAAAACCUGAACUCAUUCUCAUCAAUCAGUAGAGCCAUUGAUUUUGAGAUAUCACGGCAAGUUCAGCUUCACAAUCAAGGUCAAGCUAAUCAGAUUGUGCAAGAAACUCGUCUCUGGGAGGAAGGAGCUCAGAAAACAGUAACAAUGAGAAAGAAGGAAGGACUUUCUGAUUAUCGAUAUUUUCCGGAGCCUGAUCUUCCAGGAGUUGAUCUCAGUGAGGAGUACAUUAAUGGAAUUCGUGACUCGUUACCCGAAUUACCUGAAAUGAAACGUAGGAGAUAUGAGAACUUUGGAUUGAGCAUGCCAGAUGUUCUUUUUCUUACAAAUGACGUUGGUGUAGCAGCAUUUUUUGAUGACACAAUUGCAGAAGGUGCUGAUGUAAAACUUGCUGCCAAUUGGAUAAUGGGUGACAUUGCUGCUUAUAUGAAUAAUGAAAAGCUAUCUAUCAACGAAAUUAAACUUACCCCUCAUGAAUUGGGAGAGCUCAUAGCCUCAAUCAAAGGCGGAACAAUUAGUGGAAAGAUUGGCAAAGAGAUACUGCUUGAGUUAAUGGUUAAGGGUGGAACUGUUAAAGGACUUAUCAAAGAAAAGGAUUUGGUUCAGGCAAGUUUUGCUAUUGUGGACCCGGUUGAGAUCGAGAAAAUAGUGGAUAGAGUCCUUGCGGACAAUCCAAAGCAGCUACAACAAUACCAAGGUGGCAAAACUAAGCUACAAGGCUUUUUUGCUGGCCAGGUAAUGAAAGAAACAAAUGGCAAGGCGAAUCCCGGGCUUUUGAACAAGAUACUUCUCGAGAAGUUGAAUUCAAAAGCUUGAUCAAUAGGCGCUUAUUCUAAUCUAUUUUUCUAGGAAAACCAUAGUUUCUUGGGAUUAUGUUGAAUACGUCUGUUUUGCACUGUAAAAUUUCUUGAUCUUGGGGAAUUUGUGGUGAACUUGUUCUUUAACAAUAGUGAAGAGAAUUGAAAUUAUUGAUUUAUCUGUUGGCUAUUUUGGUGAGAUUAUUGAAUUGGGAAUACCAUAUUCUUUCUAGCUAUCCAGAAACAUUGUCAUUUAUAUUCGCUAACG